UGUGCGUGGAUCACGGAGAGUAGCAUGAGCCUCCACAUGCUGUGAGUAUCCACAGUGUCAUGCACAGCGAGCCCUGUGAUAAGAUGCGUGAAUUGACUGUCUCAGAAGCAGAGGCAACUGAGACUUGCCCUCCGCCACCCAGAUUGAGGUGAGUAACCGCACCACCACGAGGACCUACUAAGUAGCGGGAAUUGGGCAUUCCAAAUUGGGGUGAAAAGGGGGAUAACUUUUUUUAUUUAUUUAUUUUUUAUUGUGAUAUUUAUUUUAUCAUAAUGAGUAAUGUCUUUGUUCACCUGUAAAAAUAAAGGCACAACAUCUUCGUUCAAACAUUUCGAGGCGGGGUACCGAAUGGUGUGUUAUUUCUCAUGAAGUGUGAGAAGCUUCCCCUGUUGCUCUCGUGUUGUGGUUUGUGGUGAUUCAGUAGUUAGCAGCUCAUUCUGCCCCAGAUAGUGCAAACAGACUAAACCCUGUCAACUUUCUGUAGUUUAGAUGACUCCCAACCUAGUAGCUGUUAAUGUGCGCUCUGGCUUUAAUGGUUGUUUGAUUCAAACUGCCCAUGUACUCGUCAUCUCUUAUAAGUGAAGUGUUUUUAGGGAUCUGCCUGAACACUACACGUGAUGGAGAAGAGAGUGGUUUUGUUGCUGCUUUUUGUUUCUGUCGGUCUAACUGAAGCAGCAGGAUGCAUAUCGACAACCAGUCCACAGUGUUACAAAAAUUCAACUGGAAAAGAAGAGGACUUUAAUUGUACAUGGGUGGAAAGUAACCUUGAGCAGAAUCCUACAUACACGCUUAAUAUAUGGGACAAAGAACGGAAAAGUUUUAUUAUACGUGUGAACACUGGAAGGCAGGCACAGAAAUACCUUCUUUUGGAGGAACUAGGAACCAUAUCCAGAAAGAUGGAGAUAUGGGUACAGCGCAAAGUGGGCAACCACACCUGUAUUUCUAACAAAACCUCAGUCAUCCUUGAAUGCUCAGUCAAAUAUAGUGCACCUCGGAUUACCAGUAUGAAAAGGUCAGCUGGAAUACUGAAUCUCACACUAGACAAACCAAAGGAUAACAAAAGUGCUAUAUACGAGAUCAAAUGGAGGGCGAGAGACUCUGAAUGGCAGACUGAGACAUUUGAAACAAAGGACAGCACUAUCCAAGAUUUCUACAGACUACAGCUACAGAACCAGACUGUUUACCAGGUCCAACUAAGGCGGCAGGCCAGAUUGCUGUUACAUCCAUGCAAUGACUCACUUCACACUCUGUGGAGUGAUUGGAGCCCCACGGUGGAUGUUCCCCUAGAAAUCCGCCUCCUACCUGGAAUACGCUGGGUAGAAAAACAGAGAAAUGGAAGCAGGGAUGUUAAUCUCACAUGGGAUGCCCCACCUGCUGAAGAGUCUGUUGGGGGGGUGACAUACAAACUGACCCUCUCCAUCUGGCCUUGUGAAAAACCCAGGAAAGUUAAACCCAUAAAUGUGAAUCGAACAAUUCAAACCUCAAUAACAAUGUCUGAGGCCAGGGUGUCCAUCAUCGCAGUCAACAAAGUUGGAAGCUCACCACCACACCUGAUCAUCAUUCCUGCUGUGAAACAUUUGAAGGAAUGCCCCAAGCCUCAGAGAAAAAAUAUAACUUAUUCCAAGAAAACAUGUUUAGAAUGGUACAAGCUGGAAGACGGUGAGAACCGACCAACGACUGUAAAAAGCUCAAGCCAUAAAUUGUUCAAGGACAUUGAAAAAAGUAGAGAGGUGAAGAAGUUUGUGCGUCAUUAUUACUUCCUUCACACGAUGACCAAGAAACACUUCCAAACUCAAGUCAUGUGUCCUUUUUACUCAGAAGAGGGAGUACCCACUAAAGGUCCGGAGAAUGUGAGUUUUUCUGAUGUGACACAUGAGUCAGCUGUGGUGCGUUGGGUUUCCAUUCCUGUGGUGCAGCAGCAAGGAUUUCUACAACAAUAUAUGAUUUGGAUAUCUGAACAGGGAAACACAAAACACCAUCAAGUGCUGGCAAAUGAAACAAGCUUCUUGAUCAAGAACCUCCACCCGGGGACCUUUUACACCGUUUCCAUUGCUGGAAGAACAAAAGCUGGUGCAGGGCCGAACUCUACUGUGAACUUUGAAACACAAAGUUCAAAAGACAUGGCCUUAUCAUGGCAGGACCAGACCAUCCUGAGUGUCUGUGUGGUUGCCCUCUUGUGUACAAUAAUCUGCUCUAUAGCUGCCAGAAGAUUUAGGAAUAAGUUGUUACCUGUGGUACCCAGCCCUAUGAUUGCUGCAACAGAAUUCAACUGUCCUCAUGAUCAGGACCUGAGCAAUGUCACAGAAGAGGUGCAUGAUGUCAUUCUCCUGCAGGUUCAAGAUCUCAAAGCCAGAAAGAAUGUGCCCCCUGAAAAGAGCAUUUUACUGCAAGAAUUUGGGCUUGUUGUCUUUGAGGAAGAGGACGAGGAGGAUGAGGAGGAAGGAGUGACUGAUCUAGGCUUUAUGAAAUCCUGUUGCUAUCCAAAUCCUAGUUACAGAGGACAGAUGCUACAGCUACCAGAGCCUAUCCACAUGACAGAUAACACUUAUAAGGACAAUGACACUGAGUCCACUUACAGAAAUGGUCUUUUCUUUGAAACAAGAGUCCUGGAGUGUGACCAAACAUCUCUAUAGUCAUUUCAGGGCCUGCCAGGCCCAUCUUGAGCAUGAAAAGUUCUGACUAAUAAACAACCAUAAGUAAACCUCAUCUAUCUGCUACAAAUAUUUUCUUUUCAACCAGGUGCUGUCUGUAAUGGUGUAUGCGUAGCAUGUACAUUUCACCUUCAUCCUCAUCUAAAUUUUCUUUUCUUUUUGUUCUUAAAAUGUACCUGAUCCAUAAUACUGGAAAUAACCCAGUUCUGAGAACAGUGUAAGAUUCUCGGCAGUUACUGAGGUUGCAAGUGCCUCCACAUUCUUAAGCUUUGUUGUGGUCAAAGUGACGUAUUCUUGAUUUUCAUUCUGUCUGUAGAUGAAGUGUACUACUUUUAGGUGUUUUUAUCACACAACAGGCAAUUAUUUUGGUAUGAUACAUAACUUAAGAUAACAUGUAUUUGAUAUGAAACAUUCAUAGCUGAAAUAUUGAAAUGUAUUAUUGAAAUAUAACAAU
Myxocyprinus asiaticus (Chinese sucker) is the source of this 3105-nucleotide messenger RNA. RefSeq names its product leukemia inhibitory factor receptor-like. Lineage: Eukaryota; Metazoa; Chordata; Actinopteri; Cypriniformes; Catostomidae. The coding region runs from base 618 to 2633 and encodes 671 amino acids. Gene Ontology annotation, biological process: cytokine-mediated signaling pathway. Gene Ontology annotation, cellular component: external side of plasma membrane. The record is from RefSeq and is a predicted model, not a curated record. Gene Ontology annotation, molecular function: protein binding; cytokine receptor activity. The transcript has 15 exons.